Diaporthe citri is the source of this 771-nucleotide messenger RNA. RefSeq lists its product as uncharacterized. Lineage: Eukaryota; Fungi; Ascomycota; Sordariomycetes; Diaporthales; Diaporthaceae. Gene Ontology annotation, biological process: mycotoxin biosynthetic process. The record is from RefSeq and is a predicted model, not a curated record. The coding region runs from base 1 to 771 and encodes 256 amino acids. The transcript is spliced from 5 exons.
AUGAACAACAAAAGCAAACAAUACGACACGGUCUGGAGCGCCGACGAUCCUGACCAGGAGGAAUUCCUGUCCGAGACAGACGUUGAAGAGGGCCACGAGAAACAAUGGCAUUCAGAUGAGAAGCCAACCAGGCGGCGGGGAAAGGCUCAACGAUCAUGGGCGACUUUAAAAGCACACAGGGGCCUGAUCGACACAUCUCUACUACUCGUUAUCAUUGUCCUGUUGAGCUUGCUGCUCCUUCGCCGGCCACCGCAACUGGAGAGGAGACAGAUCGGAGGGGAUUACACGGGGGCAGGCCCAGAGUUCCCUGCGAGAAUCGUAAAGUGGAACGCGGACGAAUCGUUCGUGCCACCCAACGCAUCGGAAUGGUUCUCGGAGUCGCUGCUGGGGAGGUGGAACACGAUGAUGCCAGCGGGAGCCGCCCUACGCUCGGCAGAGGAGGUCUUCUCGACGACUUCGAUGACACAUUCGCUGCAUUGCCUCUUCAUGAUGGGCCGCAUAUUCUCUGCGUUGUCUGGCAACAUAACGGGUGUCCUUCCUGGCGACUAUUUCACGCAUUACAUGCACUGCGUCGACUAUCUUCGUCAGGCAGUCAUGUGUAACGGGGAUAUGGCUAUGGAGCCGCAUCUGCCCACAGAUGGCCCAGACAAUGGCCCACUCGACGGUGGUUGGAACGGCAUGCACGUGUGCAAAGACUACUCACAAGUCAUUAAUUAUCUGGAUGAACAAAUCGUCGAUGGGGUGCGCGUGGUGCUGCCAAUCGACGACUGA